This is a messenger RNA of Plasmopara halstedii, 489 nucleotides long. RefSeq lists its product as uncharacterized. The transcript has 2 exons. Bases 1 to 489 code for a protein of 162 amino acids. NCBI's taxonomy places the organism in Eukaryota, Oomycota, Peronosporomycetes, Peronosporales, Peronosporaceae. The record is from RefSeq and is a predicted model, not a curated record.
AUGCACAGAUGCGUAGAAGACGCCGUAACACUUCUAAUCGUUACCAGUGUGGACAACCAGGACACCACAUGGCCCAAUGUCCCCAAAGAAGACGACAUUAAGGAAAUCAACAUCAUGGAAUCGAAACACCAACAUCCGCCAAUUAACACGAAAAUUGUUCAAGAUAAUGGCAAUGAAGACUCGGAAGAAGUGGUAAUGUUUGCCGCUCAAGAAAUCAUGUUUGUUAAAAAGAAGUCACCAAGUAAUCAACUGAUGACGGUUAAUGAGAAGAUCAACGACAAAUCUGUCCGCAUUUUGAUCGUUAGUGGAGCUACAAAUGAUCUGUACCGUCCAAAAUUAACUGCCAAUGUAAUUGGAAAGAAAGAAGUAUUUAUUGAGGGUAUUGACGGUCGAUCCACGCCGCGCCGAGUAGUAAACGAAGUACAAACAGUAGUUACGUUUGAAGGAUGGAAGUUUGCAGAUCAAGUAUUAACCGAAUGGGAUUUGUGA